Messenger RNA from Phycomyces blakesleeanus NRRL 1555(-), 1278 nucleotides. RefSeq lists its product as hypothetical. Gene Ontology annotation, molecular function: pyruvate dehydrogenase (acetyl-transferring) kinase activity. The transcript is spliced from 11 exons. Gene Ontology annotation, biological process: protein phosphorylation; regulation of glucose metabolic process. Gene Ontology annotation, cellular component: mitochondrion. The record is from RefSeq and is a predicted model, not a curated record. NCBI's taxonomy places the organism in Eukaryota, Fungi, Mucoromycota, Mucoromycetes, Mucorales, Phycomycetaceae. The coding region runs from base 1 to 1278 and encodes 425 amino acids.
AUGUUUCGGAUAACACCUCAACUCUCUGAAAAAGUUCAACAUUUUGCGCGGUUUCCACAAACUGGCGUCUCACUCCGACAAAUGGUUCUCUUUGGUCAAAAACCUUCAAAGGGCACACUCUUCAAAGCUAGUCAAUUUUUGCAUGAAGAGCUACCUAUUCGACUGGCACAUCGAGUAAAAGAACUAGAAGAAUUACCAAAGGGAUUGGAUAAAAUGCCAUCAAUUGUAAAGGUCAAGGAUUGGUACGCCGAAUCUUUCCAGCAAUUACUAGAUCUUCCGUCGCCAAAACUCAGUGAUUCUAUGCGCGAUCGUAUAAAAGAGGCUUCAAAAAAUAAGGAGGGAUUUAUAUUGCCUCCAAAUGUGCACAAUCCGUCUAUAAAACUACCCAAGAACUCCUCUAGUCUUCAUCCCCAUGUACCUAUUGGACAUAGAUAUUACAACAAUAUUGAUGAAGUAGAUUGUUCACCGGAGAUGGUGGAUUAUACUGCUAAUUUUGUAAAGACAAUCGAGUGCAUCAAACGGAGGCAUGAUCCAGUAGUAACUACAAUGGCUCGUGGAAUCCUCGAAUACAAGCAACACACGCAUGCAAACCUUAUUGGUACUGAAGUCCAGGAUUUCCUGGAUCGUUUUUACAUGUCACGUAUCGGUAUUCGUAUGUUGAUUGGCCAACAUUCAGCAUUGUACCAUGGUCGAUUUAGACGAAAAGACUACGUGGGAGUGAUUUGUAUAAAGACAAAUAUCCAUGAGAUUGCAGCCGAUGCGAUCGCCAAUGCACGCUUUGUGUGUGAAGAUUAUUAUGGGAUGUUCAAGGCACCCCCAAUCCAGAUGAUUUGCCCGGGUGACAUAGAGUUUACUUAUGUGCCUUCCCACCUCAAUCAUAUCCUAUUUGAACUUUUGAAAAACUCUCUUCGUGCUGUUGUAGAACGAUAUGGCGAAGAUUAUGAGGACGAAUACCCACCAAUAAAGCUUAUAAUUGCCCAUGGAAAAGAAGAUAUAACCAUCAAGAUAUCUGACGAAGGUGGAGGAAUCAGUCGUUCUGCGAUUCCUCUUGUCUGGACAUACAUGUAUACUACAGCGCAGGCGCAAAGUAUCAAACCAGAAGAUGAUGAUGCCGAAUUCAAAGCACCAAUGGCUGGUUUUGGCUAUGGCUUACCUAUCUCAAGACUGUAUGCGCAGUAUUUUGGUGGUGAUCUAAAGCUGGUAUCCAUGGAAGGGUAUGGAACCGAUGUAUACCUUCACCUCAAUAGACUCUCAAACAGCCACGAACCUUUACCAUAA